CUCCAUCUGUUACAUACAGCUGCAGACAGCUCUGCUCCCAACUGCUCACGUUAACCUCCCUCCCUCCGUCAGGAGACCCUCAGGAUACCACUGUUACUUCUUCUCUGCACCUGGGUGGCACCUUUCUGGAUCCAGUGGACAUUGUGUUUGCCGUAGACUUUUUAUCUUUUUUCCUCCCGAGUGUUGACUAGGAACAUCCGUACGCUCCGUUGUGUGUUGUGGGAGAUUCAUUUCCUCUUCCUGGAAGCUGCAAGGAGCCGGCACCAUGGACUUACUCGCUUACUUUUGGCUAUUCACCACAACUCUCGUGUUAAUCCAUCAGCAUCAAGCCUCCUCCCUCUCUGUUACAGCGGACGAGAGCCCCCCAGCACAGCCCCCCCACUCGACCCACCGCAGAGAGAAGCGCUGCUCCUGCGAGAACCAGAAAGACAAGGAGUGCAUUUUUUUCUGCCACAUCGGUAUCGUCUGGGUCAACACGCCGAGCCAUGUGGUCCCGUACGGAUUCGGUUCGGUCCGACUGAGGCGGGAGCUCGGUCGCUGCCUCUGCACACGCACACAGGACGCCGAGUGUGUGCACUUCUGCUCCGUGCAGGCUCAGACACAAGAGGAAAAUGCAGUGACGAAGAGGAAGACUGACAAACAAUUGAAGAGAUUCAGAGCUGCAUUCUGGGAAAAAAGAAGCCGCCACACACUCAAACACCAGACCUGAGCCAAAGGAGCAGGAGUCAAUCAUUCAUCAGAUAUAUAAAGUGUGUGUGUGUGUGUGUAUUAAGUCCAUGUAAUGAUGAAGUGUAAAGAUAGGACUGCUGCUGUUUUUAACAUUUGGCUGACGGCACGCAGGGAGGUGGUGUGAACCUGCGACCUUUGUGUUGGCGGGUGAUCUCGGAUGAUUUAUGUCUCCGAGAGGUGGAAAACAUUUCAGUUACACAGCCUCGGGAGGAGAAAGGCUCGGGCGUUUUAAUUCUAAAUUAUUGCUGUUUUCUAAGCCAAAGAUCUGUCUUUAAAGGCUGAAAUAGUAUGUUUUUUAGCAUUUUAUUUAACGAUCGAAUGUGUAGAUCAUUUUAUACAGAGUUAAAAAAGAAAGUAUUUUAUUAUGAUAAAGGAGUCUUUUAAAAUCUGGCAUUUAAUAUUUUAGGACAGGGACAGAUACAUUUAUUAAAAACAAGUCGAAGAUAUUUAAUUCUGGGGGGGGGGGGGGUUUUUGGAGCAAAAAGUCGUAAUAUGAGAGAAAAGUUUAAAUUUCACAAAAGAAAAGUUACAUUAUGACACAGUUGUGAUACAACGAG
This is a messenger RNA of Etheostoma spectabile (orangethroat darter), 1286 nucleotides long. RefSeq names its product endothelin-2. Bases 266 to 709 code for a protein of 147 amino acids. The record is from RefSeq and is a predicted model, not a curated record. The transcript is spliced from 4 exons. Gene Ontology annotation, cellular component: extracellular region. NCBI's taxonomy places the organism in Eukaryota, Metazoa, Chordata, Actinopteri, Perciformes, Percidae. Gene Ontology annotation, biological process: intracellular calcium ion homeostasis; vein smooth muscle contraction; regulation of vasoconstriction. Gene Ontology annotation, molecular function: hormone activity; endothelin B receptor binding.